Molecule: messenger RNA, 1152 nt
Organism: Trypanosoma grayi
Lineage: Eukaryota; Euglenozoa; Kinetoplastea; Trypanosomatida; Trypanosomatidae
Exons: 1
Coding region: 1-1152 (383 amino acids)
Biological process (GO): protein ubiquitination
Molecular function (GO): ubiquitin protein ligase activity
Source: RefSeq, a predicted model, not a curated record
AUGGGAGCAAGCAGCUCGCGUGACCGACGUUCUCGACACCAAGCCCACAAUGGCGCCAACGCGCCAUCGCCGCCGGCAAACAUGCCCACACACUUAGCAAGUCAAUACAGCAAUCAGCGACAUUCGUUAACCAACGGCAACAACGUGCCGUCGCGGGAGCAACAGGGUCCCCAACGUACGCCGCGGCAACAGCAACAACAACAACAACAGCAACAGCAACAACAACAACAGCAACAACCACAGCAGCAGCAGCAGCAGCAAGCGCCACCCACAGAAAACAACAACAACAAUGGUAAUGGAGCUUCAAACAAUCAGCGUGGCGUCCAGGAGGGACAGAUCGUGAAGAUGCUGGCCACCAUUGAUGCGUCUUCUGUGAGUUAUGAUGCGGCUACCCACAUACUGACCUUCUCCGUAACGAGUGUGUGCCCCUCCCUGACGUACGAGAUUCAUACGGGUGUGAAGGAGUACAUCAAGGAUGGCGAAGUCUUUUAUAUGCCGAACAAGCCCAAAAUGGAGCCGCCUCGCAUCUCCCUUGAGGGCCCGCAAGAGAAUAGGAAGAUCACGGCUAAGAUCGAUGUAUCCAAGCUUGAGGAAAAGGAGCGCGUGUACAACAAGCACUACCCCAAGCAGCAGCCGUGCGUUAUUAUGCUGCGCUACCGCACGAAGGAGGUGCGUAAGAGGGACGGUGGCGGCAGCGGCGGUCUGGGCUCUGCGGAGGAGGGUGUCGAGCACACGGAGCACACUGCCGUCGACCUCGCCGACAACCCGAAGCGGCGCGUGAUCAGUCAAAUCAUCACAGCUGGCGGGUCGGCGUACGUGGUAGAGGACCUCUUCGGCGUCGACGGUGACAACCCCGGCGCGGCAGGUGGCAACACGGAGGUAAUGCUCGGCACCACCAUCGUGCCACAUGAUGGCGAGGAGGAGGAGGAUGGCCUGUGCGUCAUUUGUCUCACCAUGGCGAAGGACACGGCGGUGAUGCCAUGCCGCCACAUGUGCCUCUGCAAGGCCUGUGCGGAAGAGUUGAUGCGGCACACGCCCAAAUGUCCCGUCUGCCGCGGCUCGGUCUCGACGCUGCUGCACAUGCCGUCGCUGAGUGAUGAGCACAACUACACCACCGCCCUCAACAACAACAGCAAUAGCAGCAAUGUGUGA